CAAUUUCCAUUUGACCCAGGCAGAGACAUAAAUAUUUCCAACCCCAUUCCACUCAAUAAAUUAACAAGAGGAAACAAAAACCCAGUGAAACACCUGAUUAUUUAUGCAAACUAAUUCUCUUUUAUUUCUUUCAGAAUCUUUGCCUUUCACUAGUAAUCUUUGUCCUCUCUCUUCUCCUCAUUCUUCCCCUCUUUCACACUUACAAGAUCAGUAGCUUUUAAUUUCUUCAAUUAUUAUGGUCAUUUGCUCAUCAAACUGAAGUGGGUUUUUUCUUUUUUCAGAAAGUUCUGCUGCUGAGUGCUGAAUGAUGCUGGGUUUCCUUGGGAGUUUUCAUGUAUUGAAUUUGUAUUAUGAGGGAGAAAGGGUAAGAUGGGGAGCAAAUCAAGGAAUCUUCUUCAUUGGGUUCUCUUGAUUGUUGUCAUUUUUUCACCAGUUUACGGAUUGACAGGAUCUCCUUCACAGCCUUCAAUAGUACAGCCACCAAAAUUUGAGGCUUCAACCCUCAACAUUCAGACAGAAAUUACGUCCGUGCCACCGAGCACUAUCCCAGAAUCUAGCAAGGAACAUAACAGGCUCCAACACGAAGCACCAGCCACGAACUCUCCAUUCAAGUUGCCACCCCCUCCAGGCCCAGCGUCUUCUCCUAAAAUCCAUGGGAAGAAAGGAGUUCCUGUUGCUGCGCCACUAAAAGAAUUAUCAAGCAUUCUGACCCCUUUGAACCAUUCAAACAAUAAAGGAGUUUCUCCAGUGCCAAUACCUGCACCCUCUGAAGCGAAGGCGACCUUGGAUAUUACUGAAGGCCCUCUUGUUUCACCUUCACGUUCUUCAGCAUCUUCUUUUAGGAUGAGCCCUAUACCAAAUGCGCAUGCUCCUUUAGCUUCACCUCUCCAACCUUCAGCAUCAUCUCCAGUAAACCCCUCAAAUAUUACACUUUCUCCUCCUCUGCCAUCAAAUCUCUAUCCUUCAGAAUCUCCUCCAGCAAUAAGUCCUGCACAAAAUGAAGUGAACAAUUCCUCAGAGACUACAAAUACACCUUCUGCUUCCCAUUCAAAUAUCACAGAUGAUGCUCCUCAUUCGAAUCUGCUUCCUUCAGAAUCUUCUCCCAUUAUCAGUCCUAGUGCACCAGAAGUGAAGGAGCCAUCAAAUAACACUGUUUCUCCUCCUCCGAAAUCUUUUCCUGCUAUAAGUCCUACACUACCUGAAGUAAAAAAGCCCAUAAACACUACUACUUCUCUUCCUACACAUCCAAUCCCUUCAGAAUCUUCUCCUAUGAUAAGCCCAACACCACCCCAAACAAAGGAUCCAUUAAACACUACACAUUCUCCUCUACCUUCACAUCCACUCCCUUCCGUUUCUUCUCCCUUUACAAGCCCUAGUCCACAUCAAUUGAAGGAGCCCUCAAACAUUACACAUUCUCCUCUUCCUUCAAAUCCUCUCCCGUCAAUAUCUUCUCCUGAUGUAAGUCCUACUCCCCCUGAAGUGAAGGAGCCUUCAAACACUACACUUUCUCCUCUCCCUUCACAUCAACCUCCUUCAUCAUCCUCUCCAACAAUAAGCAAUCCUCUCCCGUCAAUAUCUUCUCCUGGUAUAAGUCCUACUUCCCCUGAAGUGAAGGAGCCUUCAAACACUACACAUUCUCCUCCCCCUUCACAUCAACUUCCUUCAUCAUCCUCUCCAACAAUAAGCUCUUCACCCCAUGAAGGGAUAAUUCCCUCGAAUACUACACAUGCUCCUUCAGCUUCAAAUCCAAAGCCUUCAAAUGUUACACAUUCUCCUUUACCUUCACCGCCCAUUCCUUCGGAGCCUUCGCCACUGAUAAGCCCUUCACCGCAUGAAGUAAAGGAUCAUUCAAAUACAACACAUUCUCCUUUAAAGGAUCACUCAAAUACAACACAUUCCGCUUCUCCUUCAGCUUCGGAUCCUAAUCCUUUGAGAAUAUCUCCAACAAUGAGCCCCACCCAACAUGAAGUGAAUAAUCCAUCAAAUAUCACUAGUUCUCCUUUAGCCUCACAUUCGAAACCUUCACUCUCUCCUUUGCCUUCAAAAUCUUCUCCAGAGAUAAGCCCGACACCUGAUGAAGAGGAGCCAUCAAAUUCUACACGCUCUCCUUUGCCUUCACCUCAUCGUCCUUCAGUAUCUUCACCAUUGUUAAGCCCCAUGCCACAUGAAGUAAAAAACCCCUCAAAUGUUACUCAUGCUCCUUCGCCUUCAUAUCCUCAUCCUUCAUCAGAAAGAAUUCAGACCCCUGCAUUGGCACCAACAGUUCCUCAGCACAGUGCUCCACUUGCUCCCUCUCUACCAUCAUCACAUGAUGCAGGUCCAAUAAUCUCUCCAGCUACUCCACAUAUUCCUGCAGCAUCUCCAAGCUAUAAGGGAAGUGAAGACUCUCCUCCACCCCAUUCUCAAGUCCCUUCACUUUCUCCGGCUGAAGCUCCUCUUCCUUCCAAGAAUACAAAAGUACCACAUGCUCCUUCACCCGCAUCCGUGGUUCAUUCACCACAUAACAAACGUAAAUCUUCAUGGCCUACUCAUCCUCCUACUCUUCCUCCCAUUCUUCCUCCUCGGUCCUCCAGGAAGUCAAGGGCACCGCCACCACAAGUUGUGUGGGCAUUACCACCCCCACCACCUAAUUUAGAUUGUAAGCUGUUAUCAUGCCAAGAACCAGUUACAUAUCCUCCUCCUGGAUCCUUAUGUGCAUGUGUCAGGCCGAUUAAAGUUGGCCUCCGAUUAAGCAUAGCACUGUAUACAUUCUUCCCUUUGGUCUCUGAGCUUGCCCAAGAAAUCGCACCAGGAAUUUUCAUGAAACAGAGUCAGGUUCGGGUCAUGGGAGCAAAUUCUUCUAGCGAGGAUCCUGGGAAGACUAUUGUCCUCAUUGAUCUGGUGCCUCUUGGUAGCACGUUUGACUUCAAUACAGCAUUAAAAAUUUAUAGCAGGUUUUGGCAUAAGCAGGUCAUCAUAGAAUCCUCGUAUUUUGGGGAUUAUGAUGUAUUAUAUGUUCUCUACCCAGGCCUUCCUCCAUCCCCACCAACACCUGGAGAUGUUAGUAUUGAUGGUGGGCCUAAUGGCGGAAAUGCAAUGACAAUGAAACCUCUUGGUGUCAAUGUGAAAAAGAGAAAACAAAAACUCAGCAACAGCUUAGUAGUUAUUAUAGUGCUAGUAUCUGUUGUUGUAGUAGUUAUUACUAUUGGAGCGGCAUGGAUUCUGAUAUUAAGAUGUAAAAACCGUUCUAAUCAACCUCCACCAACAUCUCAACAAGAAGUCUCUCCAUCUGCUAAGGCUGCAGGGGCUGGACCACCGAACCCUGGAAGUGGGCCCAGUUCUACAUCAGCUUCCUUCACCUCGAGCAUUCCAGCUCACACUGGAUCAGCCAAAACCUUCAAUCUAGCUGAAGUAGAAAGAGCGACAGAUAGAUUCAAUGAUUCAAGAAUUAUUGGCGAAGGCGGUUUUGGCCGAGUUUACCAGGGAACUCUUGAAGAUGGGACCAUGGUGGCCGUGAAGGUCCUCAAGAGAGACGAUCAGCAGGGCGGACGUGAAUUCCUGGCAGAGGUAGAGAUGCUUAGCCGCUUGCAUCACCGGAACUUGGUUAAGUUGAUAGGUUUUUGCACGGAAGAGAGUGCCCGAUGCCUUGUUUAUGAACUCAUCCCAAAUGGUAGUGUGGAAUCCCAUCUUCAUGGAUUGGACAAGGAAACUUCUCCACUUGAUUGGAAUGCACGAAUGAAGAUUGCACUUGGUGCAGCUCGUGGUCUAGCCUAUCUUCAUGAAGACUCGAGCCCUCGUGUCAUACAUCGAGAUUUCAAGUCUAGUAAUAUCUUGCUAGAGCAUGAUUUUACACCAAAAGUGUCUGAUUUUGGAUUGGCAAGAACAGCUCUGGGUGAGGGAAAUGACCAUAUCUCCACUCGUGUUAUGGGGACUUUUGGUUAUGUUGCCCCCGAGUAUGCAAUGACGGGACACCUUCUUGUCAAGAGCGAUGUUUACAGCUACGGAGUCGUCCUUCUCGAGCUCCUCACCGGUCGCAAGCCAAUAGACAUGUCACAACCUCCUGGUCAAGAAAACCUCGUCAAUUGGGCCCGCCCUCUUCUAGAGAGCGACAAUACCGACGGUCUAGAAAAAAUGAUCGAUCCAUCUCUAAGUUCAAGCACUUCAGUGGAGACCAUAGCAAAAGUCACUGCCAUUGCAUCAAUGUGCGUGCAACCCGAAGUCUCUCAUCGCCCAUUUAUGGGUGAAGUGGUGCAAGCACUAAGACUUGUGUGUAAUGAGAGUGGAGAGCAUAGAAGAUCAUUUAGUUUGGAUGAUUCUUCGACUAAGGACUCUGAUAUUAGAAUUAGUGCAGGGUCGGGGUUUGAAGAUGAGAGAGUGUUCUCAGAAUCUAAUAUAUAUUUUGCGCCGUCAGGGUUUGGUAAAGAUACAUCAGGCUCUUUUCGGAGAUAUUUUAGCUCUGGACCAUUGAAGAUGGGAAGAAGCGAGGAGUUGUGGGAGAGAGAGAGAGGGUUUUCAUCAGGGAGCAUGAUGAAGAGAGGGAUGAUGGUUCAUAGGUCAAGGUUAGAUUUGGAGCGUGGAGAGCAAUGGGCAUAGAAAUGAAAAACUUGGAGAUGUUCUCUCAGAGAAUUAGCUCGAAAGGAGUUUGGUCAUGAAUUGCUCGUUCAUCAACACUAAAGCUGAAAUUUUUUGGUCGGAAAGCAGCUGGAAAGGCAUCAGCUCGAUUUUGUCCGCACGUUUGAAGAUAUCUGGGCAUUGAAGUUCAUUUUGCAAGUUUUAACCCAAUUGAUGAAUGUAUUCUAUUAUCCGGAUCAAGGUUGCCGAGGCUUGGGGAGCAGACAUCUUUCAUGUAAGAAUGAAAUCGAAAUAAAGAUGGUAUUCUUUUGUAAUUUGUAGAUUUUUGUAACUCAGUUUUUUCGUCUAUUGUUCCUGUAAAUUUAUAGUUUGUAGAAGGUUAGAGUUCCCGGUUACCUAAUAAUAUAAAAUUUCAUUUGUACUCCA
Molecule: messenger RNA, 4977 nt
Organism: Asparagus officinalis (garden asparagus)
Lineage: Eukaryota; Viridiplantae; Streptophyta; Magnoliopsida; Asparagales; Asparagaceae
Product: proline-rich protein 36-like
Exons: 13
Coding region: 370-4572 (1400 amino acids)
Biological process (GO): protein phosphorylation
Molecular function (GO): ATP binding; protein kinase activity
Source: RefSeq, a predicted model, not a curated record